Solea senegalensis (Senegalese sole) is the source of this 1709-nucleotide messenger RNA. It is a transcript of the gene ap4m1, whose product is annotated as adaptor related protein complex 4 subunit mu 1. Gene Ontology annotation, cellular component: cytoplasmic vesicle; clathrin adaptor complex; trans-Golgi network. Gene Ontology annotation, biological process: protein targeting; Golgi to lysosome transport. The transcript has 16 exons. The record is from RefSeq and is a predicted model, not a curated record. Lineage: Eukaryota; Metazoa; Chordata; Actinopteri; Pleuronectiformes; Soleidae. Bases 290 to 1615 code for a protein of 441 amino acids.
UUGUAAACACUGGUCUGUCGGCUGAUCCGGGAACAGUCAGAUAUAUGAGGCAACACAAAUGGAAGUGUCUUUCAUGUCUUUAAUGUAACAUAAACAGAGUUGUAUGUAGACGUUUUUCGGCGCAGUCCCGUUUAUUUUAACACGUGUGCAUUAGUUCGCGGAUUCUGCUAGCUACAGCACCGUCACCUGUCACAUGAUUUCCAUGGAUGAAUUACAAUAAAUUCGAGAAAUACAUUAUUUUGAACAAAUCAUCUCGUUUUUGUUGAUUGCCUGCUUCAGGAGGAGGAGGAUGAUCUCUCAGCUCUUCAUCUUGUCGUCAAAGGGCGAUCACCUCAUCUAUAAAGACUUCCGCGGAGAAGCAGGAAUUGAUGUCGUCAGCGUUUUCUACGAGAAGGUCACGGCACUGCCUGGAGACCAGCCUCCAGUUGUCAUGAGUCACAAAGAUCUUCACUAUGUCCACAUCAGGCAGGGAGGACUGUACUGGGUCGCCACGACGACGCAAGACUCCUCCCCCUUCACCAUCAUCGAGUUCCUCAACAGACUGGCUGCUCUGGUGAAAGAUUACUGCGGCUCUCUGUCAGAGAAGUCGGUGCAGAUGAACUUCGCUCUCAUCUACGAGCUGCUGGACGAGGUCGUGGACUACGGUUACGUACAGACGACGUCCUCUGACGUCCUGAAGAACUUCAUCCAGACUGAAGCUGUUUCCUCCAAACCCUUCAGUCUGUUCGACCUGAGCAACGUUGGCCUGUUUGGAGCAGAAACACAGCAAAGUAAAGUGGCUCCAAGUUCUGCUGCGACCAGACCAAUCCAGUCCAGCAGAGAGCAGGGAGGAAAGAGUCAGAUAUUUGUGGACGUGAUCGAGAGACUGUCGGUCGUCAUCGGCUCUAACGGUGUCGUGAUGAAGGCAGACGUGGAAGGAGAGAUCAGAGUCAAGUGCUACAUGCCGAGCUGCUCAGAGAUGAGAAUCGGUCUGAAUGAAGAGUUCAGCAUCGGCAAGUCACAGCUCAGAGGUUACGGGGCGGCGGUGCGCGUUGACGAGUGCAGCUUCCAUCAGGCGGUGAGACUGGACGAGUUUGACAACCACCGAAUCCUGCGGCUCUGUCCGAGUCAGGGAGAGCAAACAGUGAUGCAGUACCAGCUGAGUGACGACCUGCCCACGCCUCCUCCUUUCCGCCUCUUCCCGACCAUCGAGCGAGACAACGGAGGAAGACUGCUGAUCUACUUGAAGCUCCGCUGUGAUCUUCCUCCAAAGAGCGCCACCAUCAAUGUGUCCGUCUCUGUUCCUGUUCCUAAAGGCUGUGUGAGUUUUUCACAGGAGCUCAGCAGCCCAGAGCAGAGCUGUGAGCUGAAGCCUCAGAACAGGUCUGUGGUGUGGACUGUUCCCCGCUGCACAGGAGGGACACAACUGUCCGCUGUGUUCAAGCUGGAGGUCCCCGGCCUCAGCUCGGCGUCCAUGUUGGAGGUCGGUCCGGUCGGUCUGACCUUUGAGCUGCCAAAGGUCACGGCCACUGGGCUACAGAUCCGCUUCCUCCGCCUGUCGCCCGUCCAGCCGGGACCGUCGCAGCGUUGGGUCCGAUACGUCACACACUCGGACUCCUACAUCGUCCGGAUUUAACGGUGUGGCGCGUUCAUGUGCUGGGAGAAGUCAACACGACUCUGACUGUGAGCUGUAAAUAAUAAAUAAACUGUUUUAAAUACUGAUAAACUAA